AUCAUAGUAGUUAUAGUGUAACACAUUUGAUUACAUUUUACAGUCUAUAAUAUAAUCAGGCUUUAAUAGUUAGACAUGUUAUCACAUUAUAUAUCUACAAUAUUAAAUAGCCUACUAUUUAAAAUAUAUACUCCAUAGGUUAUAUGUGCUGAAUUUAUUGUGUAUGAAACUGUAAGACAUAUUUUGUGUGCUGAUCUGCCUAUGAGUGGCGCUCUACGCUCUUUUACCACAGGUUCUGUUUUAAAACCUGGCGAGCUCCUACCUAGACAGCAUGCCUGGGACCACAAGCGCCUUAGGAAACGACAACAUUUUUUGAAUAUCAUAGGUGCACCUAUCAUUUUGUCCAAAACGCUGCCGAACUGCAACGAGAACUGACCGAAAUCAACGGAAUGAUGCAGUAAAAUGUUGUCUAGCUAGGGAACUCGCUUGUUCGUUGGAACGCAGCCAUUUUUGGUCGCUUCAUUUCUCACCGUUCAUUCCUGCGAUCAGCGUCCUGUGGUGCGCGUCUGGCUCUCCUCUCAUCCUCUCCGCCUGAUUUUUCACUCGUCUUGAGGAUGCUGUGAGAAAUCAAACACUCAUUCGUCUUCUGCAUCAGUCGUGCAGCGUUUCCUCGCGGAUGCUGAAGAUCAGUUCUGAGGCAGCUAUUCUGACUGUGUUUGAUGAAGACAGCGCCAAGCUAAAUACGUACAUAGUUUUCUGUCAAGACAUUUCUAAAUCUGUUAUUUACCCAUAUGUUGAAGACAACUCCUGAUGUCAUCUUCUCAAAAUCAAUAUCUCAUCUAACAGUGUGAAAGAUGCCAAUACUUACUUUAGCUUUAAGUUUGAAAGCGGUAAGAGCUCCAGACCUCAAGGGAGGAUCAACAAGACUCUACAUGAAAGCUUGAGAGCACAUGAGCCUUCAGGAAACAUGAGUGUGAAUGAAGAACACAACACACCCUUCGGGACCAGCAUUGAAGAUGACUGUAAGGAAAUCCGAAACAACAACAGACAUGCUGAAGAUUCCCUAGAUGGUGAUGCCAAUGCUAAUGAAAUGCAAAGAGGAAAUGGAGGAACAACUCUGAAGGCAACUGAAACUCUGUCCUCUGUGGUAUCUCAUACUGAGCAGCAGGUGAAGAUGAUUAUCCAGGGCACAGAUUCCCCAUGUGAUGACCCAGAGUUGGCUGAGUUUGAGAGGCUGGAAAGUCAGGAAAUAGAGGAUGAUGAAGAGAGCAUUAUUCCUAGAGGAGAUGUUAAGUGUGACACCAAUUUAAUGCAGACCGAAGCAAUGUCUCCUAAGGAUGGCAAAAGGUUCUCCCAGUUUAUUUCAAAGGAACAAGAGUCUUAUCCUCAGUUCACUAGCAAAGAAAUGGUGACCAGCAUAACAAGGACUGAGUUUAGCUCUGAAAAUGAUGUUUUUGUUUCUUGUCUCUCCACAAUGUCUAGUCUUGGAGGAAGUCUUGCUAGUGCCCUAAACCAUGCAGGUCAAACUCAAAGCUCUGAUUCAUGGCAUGCUCCCUCUGGGCCAUACCGGACUCUCUCUGAGGACCUUACCCUUGCCUCACAAUCCUGUUUAACUAUUUCAGAUAAAAGCCGGAGCUCUGUAUAUACUGAUGGCAUACAUCACCAAGCAGGAAAAAGUACAAUGCACAUUGGCAGUGUUGAUCUUAAUCUUAAUUCUACCACCUUGCCUGAGGAAACCCUUUUAGAAGCACAAGAAAACCAACCAGCUACAGAUUUUUUAAGAUAUGAGAGCUCAGGUCAACUGACAAAUGGCAUGAGUGAAUGUAGCAUUGCAAGGAUCAAGAAGGUCCCUAAUGAAUCAGGAAGUACCAGUCAGGACAAUCUAGGAGAAUCUGAAACUCAAGUAAAGAAGUACCAUGGAACAGAAGACAAGGCUCCAAAUUUAAAAACAGUAUCAACUGAGAUAUCAACUCUUGUCUCAGACAACACACAGUUUGCUUCAUGCAACAGAAGGUUCUCCCAUGAUUCUGCUGGUAAUAAUAAACUCAAAUACCAGGAGGAGGAAUCUCAUAAAACUGCUCUUAAAACUUCAAAACUAACCUCAAAGGAUAUACCUGUGCAAUCUGGAGGUUCUGAACCCCAACCAUAUAAGAAGCAAGCUUCUUUUGAAAAGACUCGAAGUUCUAGUGCAUCGAGUUUGGAAAGGCGAAGACCUUGGGGCAGCCCGUCUCGCCCUGAGACACCUCCACCUCCUAAGACCACCUGUUCACCUUGGAAACAGCCACCUUCAUCACCAGCCAAAGCUAUUAGCACAAGAGAAGCAAGUCAGGAACGAAAUGAAACCUUACAGAGGGGAACCACUGGUUUGAGGCAACCAAGUAAAAGUUUUCUAAGUAGUAGUAGCAGUCUCUCAAAACCUGCUGUUUCUCAACAACCCACUAGAGAAGAAUUUGAAUCUAAGAAGUUUUCUCCACCUCAGAAGCCAAAAAAUGUUCGACCAAAAAUUAUAACAUAUGUCCGCAAAAGCCCUCAAGCGAAACCAAUGUCUGAAGGUCCCUAUGAAGUGUCGACGCUACCGCCAAGACUUACACCUUACAGUAGCUCACUAACCUCAAAAGAGAAGGCUGAGGGGUCCAGAGGUUCACCUGUGCUGAGCUCAUCUAAUAUCCUUUAUGACAAGUAUCGUCAGGAAGUACAGAGAUCAGGAUACUACUCCCCUCCAGGACUGAUGGCAUCUGGGAUCAGGCCACCCAGCCAUACUGUUCCCCAUAAACUUGUGGGCAAAUCAGAGAGUUUUCAUGGAGAGCUGCCAGAUCAAUAUUUACAGGGUGGUAAAGCGCUUCAGCUAAAUACCCAUGAUGCUGCUGCUGUUUUCCGCUUUCCGAGAGCCUUAAAGCCUCAGCUUGGCCUUGGAGCUGUCACCAGACAGCCUGCUGCUAAGAACAGGACAGUAUUACCAGGUCAAAGGUCAGCGUCACCCCUCAGUUAUACGGCUCCAGCUGUUCAGGCCCCAAGUAGUCACCAGGAACCUGCAGUGGAUCAGAAGAGACUAGCAUUGGGUGUGUCUCCCAAAUUUAUGCUCCCCAAACCGGGUCAAUCUGGACUGCGUCCUCCCGGCUUCUCCCAUCUGCCUCCUGCUCGACUGGCUACCUUUGGCUUUGUCCGCAGUGCUAGCGUGUCUUCUGUUUCCAGCAACCAAUCGAAUGACAGCAUACACAGUGACCCCUGCCGAUCUAGCCGUCCACACAGCAGCAGUGAUGAAACACUUCUCACGCGCUCUCCUCUGCCUCCUGCUGAGGGCAGCGCUGGCAGGAGUCAUAACCGCAGCAGCCCCCGACCCCAGCCCGCCGAUCUCUGCACCCACCCCCGUGCCUCACCCGUGGUCUCUAGAAAGGAGCUUCAAAGGGAUGUAGAAAUCACCCGACCCAUUGUGUCGUCCCCAAAGAGGUUUGCAGUGGUCUCUCCCAAGCCUCAGUCCCCUGUCCGUCAGAAGUCAUGUGUAGCCCGUCUGGGUGGGCGUGCAGAGGGUGUGGAUGCUGAGCGAGAAAGGUUGAUGAUACAGAGACUGAAAGAGAGAUGUGAAGAUCAGGCUCGGCAGCUGAUCACCCUGCAGGAUGAGCUCAGGAAGUCGUCACGAUGCCUUGAUGUGUUCACCAUAACCACGCAACACUUCUGCCAGAAGAGUGAGAAUGCUACUGUGAAGGAGAGGGAGUUGUCCCUGCAGUUAGUCAGGAUCAGGGAUGAAGUGGUGGUCAGCGUUCAACGCUGGGAGCGUCUGCAGGGUGAGAAGGCCCAGCUGGAGCAGAGUUUUGAGCGGGAGCUGAAAGGACUACAAGAAGAGCAACAGCAGGAGCUCAAGACCCUAAAGGAGAGACUGGUAGAGGAGCACACCUCUGAGAGACAGCGACUCCAGCAACAGCAAAACAGCCAACUAGAGCAGCUGCAAUCCCAGCAUCUGGAACAGAUUGAGGAAAUGAGUGAAAACCAUGAGAGAGCAAUGAUAGAGAUGGAAGCAACCCAUGGUGCUACAUUGGCUACUUUACAGGAAGAACACACCAGGACCAUCAAGAACCUGAAGAUGGCACAUGAGCAGCAAAAGAAGUCAAUGGAAGAGGAAUUUGAGAAGCUCAGACUCUCCCUACAGGAUCAGGUGGACACCUUGACAUUUCAGAAUCGCUCUCUGCGAGACCGGGCCAAGCGCUUUGAAGAAGCAUUGCGCAGAAGCACAGAUGAACAGAUAGUGGAUGCACUUGCCCCUUAUCAGCAUAUUGAAGAAGACCUGAAGAGUCUUAAAGAGGUUCUGGAGAUGAAGAACCAGCAGAUUCAUCAACAGGAGCUCAAAAUUUCAGAGCUUGAAAAAAUGGCCCAAAAGAAUGUUCUGCUGGAGGAGCGAAUUCAAGUGUUACAGCAGCAAAAUGAAGACCUAAAGGACAGGAUUGACCGCAACCUUGCAACGUCCAGGCAACUUUCAGAGGAAAAUGCCAACCUACAGGUGUAUGUUGAGAAAGAGAGCAAUGAGAAGAAACGACUAAGUCGCACCAAUGAAGAGCUUCUGUGGCGCCUUCAAACGGGCGAACUGAGCCCACGAAUGUCUCCCACCCAGUCGCCACUUCAUCGACCAGUCUCUAGUCCCUCUUCACCCUCCCGACAACAGCCCUUCCCUAGAUGAGUUCCCUAGAAUUCUCUGCUCUUAUUCUGUCUCUCUCACUCUUUUUUUCUGUAACUCGUGAUUCUCAUUUUGGAUUCUGAUUGGAUGGAACAGAGGAUGUUCUCAAAUCUCUUACACCAUACAUGAUGGUCAUAGCGCUUUCAUACUAUAUCAGUUGGUACAGUGAUCAGGGUUUGAGUUGAAUUUUUUUUUGUGUAACUGAAAGAAUUAGUUGAAGGUAUGUAUAUGUAAAUGGAUAGUCCACCAAAAAAAAUAAGAUUCUUAAUUUAUUCAUUCUGGACCUACUGAUAUGAUUUAUUUAUGUGGAGCAUAAGUGGAGAAAUCAGAUCACAAAUGUAUAUUAAGGACAAACUCACCGUGUCUAUCUAGUUAUGAUGAAGAUGUAUACAUUUCAGUUUCAUCAGGCAACAAAUUUUACUAUGUUAUUAUUCCAGCUAACAAUAUUAGACAAGCCCAAUAUUUUUUCAUCUAUAUUAUUUAUUAUCAAUUUAUUAUUAAUGAAUGCCUGCAACAUGCAACAAAAUAAACUGAAAACACUCUUUUAUCUGAAAAGCAAAGGCAGAAGCUAUUAUACAAAAAUCUGCAAACUGCAGCAAAAGUGGGAGCAAAAAUCAUCAAACUGCAACAAACGUGGGAACAAAAAUCACCUGUGAAAAGAAUGAGAUUGGAGAAAUGGAAAGGAAGAAAGACACAAAGAGCUUUAAAGGGGAGCUGUAACAUAGCCACAUGUAUUUACGCUUAAUAUUACGAUAUGACUAUUUUUUUAUUACAGCCUGUUAUAAUUAAUACAUUACAUCCCACUCCUCCUCUACUUCUAUCAUUGCUUGAAUUACAGCAUUAAGCGCCUUCUAUUUGAAUGUGAUUUUUUUUCAUGCAACCUUACAAAAAAGAAGUUCAAAGUCACGUAUAAUAUGCAGACUUAGCAACUGUGGCACUGACAUAAGUGCGACGUUUGAUUGGCCUGGUUGUGCGUCACUCAGAGGAAACAGGCCAAUUAGAAUAGAGGCUCAUGAAUAAUAAUUACACAGGUUUUUGACAGAGCCCCUGAGCUAUAAAAACAUAUUGAAAUGUUACUUAUACCACAAAUAUAUAUUCUUAAGGACAUCAACACCUAAAAUAAAUCUCCCAAAAGGUGUACAGUAUGGGACCUUUAAACUACUGCCUAUAACUGAAAUUCCUUGUUAGUUUGAUAUAACAUACAACAAUAAUAAAAAAUUCUCAAUCUUCUAGUUUUUCAUAGAAAUUAAAAAGUAAUGUAAAAAGGAAUUAAACAUCUGGAAAUUAAGCCAAACAACAGAGGACAAAUUAAAUAAUCCCCAGGUCACAUGUUCAUUAUAUAACACAAUAAUCUUACAUAAUUAGCAGAAGUUAUUACUGCAUCACCUGCGUGACAUCACUACCAAAAAAGUUAUUACAGUUUUAGUAACUGUUGUGACUAUCUAGAUCAUUUCACUAGCGAUGCAUCAUUCUGUGGUAAAGCUAAUUAUAUUACAUUACACUCUAUGAAUGGAACUCCCUAUUUAGUUACAAAAACUAAUUCAUUCAAAGUCAAUGACCAAUUUUGGUCAGUUCUCAAAGUCAGCUGACUUGCAGACUUGCAAUGUAGCAGACAAGUUCACUUUUACUAUACUUUUAUAGUGGUUUAAAAGCAUGAGUCCCAUAAUUGCAUUGAAAAGAAAGACCAACACAUACUUCAAAAGUUCUCCAUUUGCGUUCCACAAAAUAGUCAGUCAUACAAGUUUGGAACAACACAACCUACAAAGAGAACAGAAAGAGGAACUUUAUCCUCCAUUUUUUUACUGUACGACAUAAUCACAGUGUAGUGCUUUAUGAUGUUUCCCAGGCCAUUUUGGGAAUAUUUCUUUUUUGUACAUUCUACUCCAAUGGAUUUGGCUUUUGGGCUUGUGCUGAGGUUUUCUGUUUGAACAGGACAUCAUGGUGCUUGUUCUCCAACCUUUGCCUAUUGUCUCAAGCUUUUCCAAAGAUUGUUCAAGACAACAUAAAUACAGUUUUACUAGGCCGUUUUCAAAAGAAAACCACCCACCAGCAACCUUCUGUGCAAACCCAGGCAUUACUGUACUCAAUACAAUGAACAGGAAAACACAGGAAGACAUCUAUAUAGGCAAGUUUAGGACAAACAGCUGUAAUUCAAAUGAGGUAAAUACUUCUAAAUGUCAUCUAAUAAUUAUGUAGUCUAGAGGCUUAAAUUGUGAUACAAAUGAGUUUAAAAGGUAUUUACAUUUUUAAAUGUGGUUUAUCCACAUUUUGUGACCACUAUGCUAAUAUUAGCAUAGACUGACAAUGCAGUAGUGUAAACAACUUGAAAACUUCAACCUGCUGUCUUUACCUUCAUCUCUUGUUCAUGAGGGUAAAUAAUCCUCAUGCCUUCAUCUCAACUGUGUGUGUUUACAGAAAUCUGAAUGCAUAAAGCUGUAAGAACUGCCUAUGAACUGACACUACAGUUAUCGGUCAUGGCUGUUUAUGUCCCUUUUCUCUGUACAGUAUGUAUCAUAAGUCUUCCAGUUGCUCUGACUCAGAUAAUAUGCUUAAACUGCAUUCAUAUGGGCACUAUGAUGGCUUGUGUCCUACUUCAGAGACUUUCCUGCAUAAUAUUUAACUGAAAGGUUUUUGCAAAAAUACUACAGAGCAUUACAUUAGCAUUUUAAGUUAUCAUGAGUACCUCAAUUCUUAAAAAUGCAGGCUUUUACAGAGACUUAAGGCCCAUUCACACCAAGCACGAUAAAGAUGAAGAUAAUUAUAAAGAUAUAAGAGAAACAAUAUAGUUGGAAUCAUUUUCAGAAUGUUUUUUUCCAGGCGAGGAACGAUAUAAACAUUGACAACCAAUCAGAAGCCAUCCUGUUCUCAUGAGCUCAGGAAUUUGAGGCAGCAUUUAAAGUAUUUAUUGUAUGUGAGAAUAAAUAGACGAUAUUGUUCUCCAGUGUGGAUGUUAAUAUCAUUAUCUUUACAGUUAUCGUGUAUGGUGUGAAUGGGCCUUUAUUGUUUAUUGUGAUACAUUCAGGGUCUACAGUGUCAAAGCCAUGGUCUCAAUACAGGAAAAUCUAGUCAUGAAUAAUAACCAGAAAGUAUUUAAAUUACACUACAUUUAUGUUCACGGAAUGGCCUACAACAACUAUCCUGUAUAUUGAGUGGAUCAUUUUUAUGUGAAUAUGCACUUGUAUUCUUGUUGACAUUGUGGUAAAUACCUGGACUCAAUGUUUGGGAACUUUAGGAAGGAGUUAGGAAGUCAUCUUUUUCAUGAAUGUUUUAGUCUCCUGUGGGGACAAUGUAUACAUGUUUUAUUUUAUGUUUAAGUGUACUUAGUAGUGCAGCUAUUAGUAAUCAAUUUUUUAUGAUUAGCAUAAAUGACCAUGAUUUUUUAUAGGAAAAUAAAAUCUUUAGUUAUCAUUCUUUAGCCUUAACAUUUGUACUAACAGAGAGUGCAAAUGGCUGCUGCCGUUUACAGACACUUGAACUAAGAUGAUGGCUGAUUUUAUACCAUUGUACUGGUGAAUUUUGUUUAUUCCUGCUCAUUCUGAGAGUACCACCUCCCAUCUCUAUAGGUGAUCCAGCUCAGGUUAAGAAGGUGCAUUUCAUUGUCAUCUCAUGUGCAUUACAGUUUGACGAUAGAUUCUAAAAAAAUAUUCAUGUUGAAUCUAUAGAACGGAAUGCAAACUACCGGUAUACAUUUGAAGGUUGGCAUCAAUGUGUUAUCAAACUUUUAUUUAAAUGCAUUUCACUCAUAUAGCAAUUAAAAUUAAAGCUCAGAAUGAAAUAAUGUAAUAUAAAAUUCAACUACCUGUCUCGCUUUUACAGUUUCUUGGGUGUCUGCUUGGAUUAUGCUCUUCUCUGCUUUUGAAAUAUAAAUAUAAAUGAUAGGGAAAUCUUCAAUCAGUCAGGUUGUAAAAUGCACUGAUUUUUUCUUUAGUCUUUUUUCCCACUGUGUGUGUCCCAUGGACAUAUUUAUGGAGUUUCUGAAUGCUUCUUCCAUUCAUAAAGGAACAGUUCAGACAAAAAAUGACAAAUUUGUCACUAUUUACUCAAUCUAAUGUCAUUCCUAACUUGCAUGUUAUUUUUGUCCAUGUAGCAUUCUUCAAAUUUUAGUUAUUUACUUAAUUUGGUGUUCCAAACAUUUAAAAUUGCUCUUGGAUUAAAAAGCACCACAAAUAUCAUAGUUCACAUAGCGUCAUGGUCCUCAAGUCGUAAAGACUAUGAUGACUAUGUUCCAAAUGUAUUCAUAUUGUGAACUAGCGGUGUUUUGAGUAGAAAAAUGUUUGAGAAUGAAAAGAGAAUGAGUAAAUAAUAUUUUUUGAUGAUUUGGAAUUUAACUGGAAUACAAACACAACUGUCUGUCAUUGGACAUUUAAGGGAGGACUGUAACAUGGAUUGUAUUAAUGAAAUGUCCUGUUGAUUUUUUUUUUUUCUUCUCCUAAUUUGUGUUGUACAGCUUGUAUGAGCUUUAUGUGUGAUCUAUGUUACAACACGUUAGUGGAAAAGCAUGUCUUAAAGCUGUGAUAUAAUUUGUUUCGUUCAAACCUUGUUAGUGUAUUUACUCACUGUUGUGAUGCAUUCAAAAACUCUUUUGAUGAUUAUGUUGCACUUUAUUGCCCUUUGGGUUUAAAUAUUAAAAAAAAAAUGUAAAAGCA
Molecule: messenger RNA, 9252 nt
Organism: Puntigrus tetrazona (Sumatra barb)
Lineage: Eukaryota; Metazoa; Chordata; Actinopteri; Cypriniformes; Cyprinidae
Gene: mtus2b
Product: microtubule associated tumor suppressor candidate 2b
Exons: 16
Coding region: 908-4609 (1233 amino acids)
Cellular component (GO): cytoplasm; nucleus
Molecular function (GO): microtubule binding
Source: RefSeq, a predicted model, not a curated record